CACAGGACAAUACCAACCACGCAUCCGCAAAAUUUUUCCAAUCAUCACGACCAAAUCACGCACAAAUCCAUUCAAGAAAGUCCAUCAAACAAUACGUGAUCUUCCUCAACCUACACGGAUCAACCACCAUGAUUUCGUGUCCGUCCAUCCGCGUUGCAUCAGAACACCAACAUCGGUACCAAAGCAACAGAACUUCGUUCAUUUCGUGAUCCACGAAAACGGCGGAAACUGGCGAAUUCUUUGGCUUGAGCGCGAGUGAUCACGAAAAAGAUACGACUCGGGCCAAAGGUUCCGGCGGAUGAUGAUCCUCCAUCGUGAAUAGAGUUCCAGUGGAUCAUCGUCCGUGGUGGAUCGUGCGUGUCGCGACCGUUUCUCCUCGCGUGAAGAAAAUAUAGGAAGGAAAGUCGGCCAUAAGGAGGCGGCAAGUGACGUGAAAGGGGCGAAGGAAGUGGAGUCCUGUGGAGGAACCAUCCGGCGUUCGAUCGCCGCCAUUUUUGAAGGAGAGAAUUUCGAAUUCAUAUGAUUCGUUUCGAUUUGGUAACCGUUUAAUAUAUUCUGUCCUCGACGACCUAAACAACAGAAAAACGGGAUUCUGAGAGGCUUCCUUGUGUAGUCGCUUGGCGAACAGCGUUGAUGGAAGUUACUUUGCCUCAUGAUUUAUUGUUUGAUUAAAUUUAGCCAUGGAGAAUGAAAGAAAUUCGAUAAUUACAACAUCCAGGAAAGAGCCAGAAGGAAUUACAGGAUGGAUAGAAUCCGUGAUUAUGACCGUGUCGCAGACUUCCAUAGGCCAGGCAUUGUUUAAAUUUAUCGACUCGUUUUUGUGGGUCGUGGAAAAAUCCACGCAAUGGAGCUUACCUGCUCAUGAAAUCGCGGCUGAGGAGAAUGGUAAAGUAUUUGGGAGAAUAGAGCUCGUGAGACCUUUGCCAUGGCUUCUCUUUCUGCCAGGAUUAGUGAUACUUCGAAUCAUCAGAUGUGGGCUGAACGUGGGUGCUUUUAUUUUGGGCUAUCCACGAAUCCGACCAAGUGGAAUGGUAAAAUUUGUGCAAAAAACUCGCAGACGAUUAAGAGCGAUAAACGUAAAGGCAAUAAAAGCGAGGCGCAGAAUAACGUGUGCCAAGGACAAGAGGUUGACGAUGAUCGAGGCCAAGAAGGCUCUGAUCAGAUCCAUCAGAUUGACUCUGUCGACUUUGUCCUGUUUGGAUACUAAAUCAUCCCCCUCGCCACCCCCGAUGAAAAUUCGUGUAGGUCAGAUGGAUUUCGACACGAUAGCAACACCAGAAGAGAAAUCGACCACGGAAUCUGUCGGUAGUCCUGUCCUCCACGAAAUGAAACGCAAAUUCUCCCAGAUUUUGGAUGAUGAAAGUUCGGAUGGGUCGGAUAACGAGACACUUCGUGCAAAACUCGAAAGACUAGCAAUGGAGAACAGCACGGACGAUUCUGAUUUCAACAUUGCCGAUUGUUCGACGGAAUCAAGCACAGGGAGCAGCGAAAACGACGUGGACAAGGAGAUAUCAUUUAACGAGACGAUCGAGAUCCAGAGGGAGGCUUGCAACUUCUUGAAGGAUGAUACAUACCAGCUAAUGUCUCUGAAAUUGCAGAUAGCGAAAUCGAUGAAGGACGAGGGAACGAAGGAUGGAGGGAAACUCGAGGGCGUGGACAGUUCUGGAUUUUUUGAUUAUGAAUUUUUGCUUACGAGUUCGAGCAAGUUUGAAGUCGAAAGAUCUUGGAACAACAAAGAAAUUGUACGAAGAAAAAAAUAUGUUGAGAACGCAACAUCGAUGCAAAAAGUAGUUCCAUCUUGUGUAAAGAAUAAUUUGUUUGUUUGUUUGUUUGUUUUUUUCGUGUUAUUAAUUAAGGAAGAAUCCCUUAGAGAUCCUUGGAUUUCGACAAAAUCAGCGGUGGAAAAGGCGAGCAAUACGAUCAAAGACUUCAUCAAUGGAGAAAUAAAUUCUGCGUUGCAACAAUCGUCCACAGUUUCAGAAUCAACAAUCCCAGAAGAUAUCGAAGAGAAGAAAGCUUCAAAAGAGACCGCUACAACAGAAGCUUCCACCUUACCGAAAUCUGAUAGCUCUCCCCCAAAAGAGAAUUCCUCGGAAGUCUCCACGUCGCCGAAAUCUCGUAGCCCUCCCUCAAAAGAGAAUUCCUCCGAAUAUAGCGCGUCAGAAGUGUCAUCGAAAGCUCGUAGCUCUCCCUCGAAAGAGAGUCCCUCGAAAGCUCAAACUCAAACGGAGACGUUGCCGAAAUCUCGUGAUUCUCCUUCUAAACAGAGUUGUUCAGAAACGUCAGAGGAAAUCACACUACCGAAAUUUCCUGAUUCUCCUUCGAAGGAGAAUUGUUCAGAAACGUCAGAGGAAAUCACACAACCGAAAUCUCGCGAUUCUCCUUCGAAGGAGAAUUGUUCAGAAACGUCAGAAGCAACCACACAACCGAAAUCUCGCGAUUCCCCUUCGAAGAAGAGUUGUUCAGAAACGUCAGAAGCAACCACACAACCGAAAUCUCGCGAUUCCCCUUCGAAGAAAAGUUGUUCAGAAACGUCAGAAGCAACCACACAACCGAAAUCUCGUGAUUCUCCUUCGAAAAAGGAGACGCGCGCGUCAGAAGCUAACAACUCAUUAUCGAAAACUCGUAAUUCUCCGUCGAAGGAGUGUUCCACGGAUACGCGCGGAUCAGAAGCUGUUUCCGCGUUAUCGAGAACACGUAGAUCCCCUUCAAAAGAGAAUUACUCGAUACAAGGGAAAUCUUAUUACAAGUCGAAAAAAUAUGGCCGCAAUAGAUCUACAUGGACCGAACAGUGAACACAGAUGGAGACGCUGUUCCCUCUUAAAAGUUCCUUCACUGUGAUUUUCUUAAUAAUAUAUACUUAAGCCACGAGAUGCUCCUGGCUUAUUUUUUAUUAUUUAUUCGUUUAACAAAAUUAAUUAAUGAAAUUAGAAAAGAAGUAGAAGUAUCGCGAAAUCGUUGCAAAUCGCGAUGACCGAUUAUAUUUGUGUACUUGUGUAAAGAAGACGAAGAAUUUUUUCACGAUAAAUAUCAAAAAAAACUUUUCUAAUCUCCGGUUUUCAUCGAAGCAAGUUCGUUGUAAUUUCGUUGUCCGUUUUGUUUUUUUACUGGAUAAUUGUAAUGAAACAAGCUGAAUAAAUAACAUAUUUGUUUUACAAAAAGGAAGAAAAUAAAAUAAAAAGAAAAACGUUAUGCAGCAACUUCCAAAUACACGUAUUCCAAACAUGCCACACACGCAAUUAAAAAUUUCUAAUUAAAUCCAA
Molecule: messenger RNA, 3263 nt
Organism: Apis mellifera (honey bee)
Lineage: Eukaryota; Metazoa; Arthropoda; Insecta; Hymenoptera; Apidae
Product: dentin sialophosphoprotein
Exons: 13
Coding region: 681-2795 (704 amino acids)
Source: RefSeq, a predicted model, not a curated record